AUGUCCGACUUACGGUCGCCGACCGUCCAUCCUCUGCUCUCUCUUACUAAGCUCAAUUCUGCUCCAACUCCCACGCUGUCCAAGAUUGAUGAAUUGUCUUCUCAGACUGCCGACGUCCCGGCGCAUCCAAGCUAUCAAUAUGGUGUGAAUGGAACUUCACCCACAGUGGAGAGAGGUCAGUCAGCUCGAAGCCCAUUGAACUCCACAUAUCUUUUGGAUUCACCCCGCGAUGGUCCACUUGGAUCCUUCUCAACUUUCUCAACAGUAGGGCGUAAUUCUGCGGCUGCAUCACUGCCUUCAUCGCCGGCAUUUCUACCAAAAGGCCAACAAACCUUCCACGCUCAUAAAAAGAGCGCCUUGUCAAUCGAAGCGAUCCCCAAACAAACCAUUAUUAAAGCACUCGCAUCUGCUGGGCGAAACCACAACCCACACAACCUGUCUCUCGGAUCGUCAUACAAAGAGAUGGCCGCUCUAGCAGCUGAACGACCCGGCACGGCUUCAUCGCAAAAAUUAUCAGCAGCUCUUACAGACCUUGCCGGUCGAAAUGGAUCCCCAAACACUCCUCGCUUCGCGGCGUUGCAAUCGCCAUGUUUUUACCACGAACGAUUCGAUGAUGCCGUAAACAUUGAUAAGGUUCUCGAGGAAAUCAAGGAAGACGAAUUUAUGUCACACUCGCGCUUAAUGCAGACAGCGACAGGUGUUCGGGAGGUGUCGAAACAACUACAACGUCGCCCGAUUAAGAGGGCGGUCCGCACCGUUAUGAUUGUGACUAAAGCCCGAGACAACCAACUGGUGACCUUGACCAAAGAUCUAGCCCAUUGGCUUAUGAGCACUCCCCGGUAUGGAUCCGAUUUGGGCGUUACUGUCUAUGUGGAUGCCAAACUACGGAAUUCCAAGCGCUUUGGUGCUGCGGAUAUGAUCGAGGCUCAACCUCGUUUCCAACACCUUUUGAAGUAUUGGUCGCCAGAUCUCUGCUGGAGCCAGCCGGAGAAGUUCGAUUUGGUACUUACCCUUGGCGGAGACGGAACGGUUCUGUUUACUUCUUGGCUGUUUCAACGAAUUGUUCCCCCGAUUUUGUCCUUCAGUUUGGGGAGCUUGGGUUUCCUUACCAACUUUGAAUAUGAUCGAUUCAGGGAGCACCUGAACAAGGUCAUGGGAGAAGAUGGCAUGCGGGUCAACCUACGUAUGCGUUUCACAUGCACUGUCUACCGAGACGGAGUUGGUCAAGACAUGGAGGAGGGUGAGCAGUUUGAGGUUCUAAACGAGCUCGUUAUCGACCGUGGACCAUCUUCUUACAUCUCUAACCUCGAGUUGUACGGAGACAACGAACUUCUUACAGUUGUUCAAGCCGAUGGUUGUAUCUUUUCGACACCCACAGGCUCCACCGCAUACUCACUGUCUGCUGGUGGAUCUCUCGUCCACCCAGAUAUUCCCGCCAUUCUUCUUUCGCCUAUUUGCCCUCAUACUUUGUCUUUCCGCCCCAUGGUUCUUUCGGAUUCUAUGCUCCUCAGAGUAUCAAUUCCUCGAAAUUCCCGUGCCACGGCCUAUUGUUCCUUUGACGGGAAGGGUCGUGUCGAACUCAAGCAAGGCGAUCACGUCACCAUCGCUGCGUCGCAAUAUCCUUUCCCCACGGUCACGAGAAGUGGUAAUGAAUGGUUUGACAGCGUUUCUCGAACCCUACGCUGGAACACCCGCGGUGCUCAACAAAAGGGUUGGGACGGAGCUGAGGAGAACGCUGAAGCACAAGUGGAAUGGGAUAUCGAUACCGACUCUGCAUGUUAUGGAAGUGAGGAUUCGAGCAUUAGUGCCUCGCCUUUGAGAAGACUAGGGAAGAUAUAA
Hymenoscyphus albidus is the source of this 1839-nucleotide messenger RNA. Lineage: Eukaryota; Fungi; Ascomycota; Leotiomycetes; Helotiales; Helotiaceae. The record is from the annotation of a GenBank genome assembly.